UGGCGACUUGCUAUGUUUACAAAUAUUGAAACGUGGCUGAAUAUAAUGUUACAUUUAAAAAGCUAAGUAAACAUGGAUGAAAUGGCAUUACAAGGUCUAGCAGCUCUGGCUAUGGCUCCAGAUGCUGACUCACAGAACAGGGCAGUGCAAUGUGUUGAGCAGCUGAAACAAUCUGAAGAAGGUUGGAAAGUUUGUGCUCAAGCAUUUACAAGUGGAACCUAUUACCAGAACGAUCAUGUCAAGUUUUUCUGUCUUCAAGUUUGUGAACAUUUUGUAAAAUCGCGAUAUCAGCAAACAAGUGCGGGGAACAUUGAUUUUAUGAAAUCUUUCAUACAAACAUGCUUGGAGAUGGAGUCCAACGCAGCAUCUGGCAGCAAACACUUCAUCAGGAACAAACUGGCCCAGCUGAUCUCGCUAGUGUUUGUCACAGACUUCCAACAUAGGUGGACCACAUUUUUCUCAGACAUGCUCUCAACUCUAGCCCGUGGUCCUCUAGCUGUGGACAUGUACUUGAGGGUUCUCAUGGCCGUUGAUGCUGAAGUGGUUGACAGAGACAUUGCUCACACCACACAGGAAGCUCAAAGAAAUAAUCUGAUCAAAGACGCCAUGAGGGAGAGGUGUGUGAAUGCACUGGCAGAUUCUUGGUACCAAAUUAUGACUUCGUACGAGGCCUCUAAACCUGAACUUGUUUGUAUGUGUCUGGAAGUUGUUGGCCGUUAUGUCUCCUGGAUGGACAUUGGAUUCUUUGCAAAUGAUAGGAUGGUUACACUUUUGCUGAAGUUUUUAACCCUGGAGCCUGUGAGAGAAGCUUCUUGUGAUUGUAUCCAUGAGAUCAUCAGCAAAGGCAUGGAGCCAGUGGCCAAGACAGCCCUGACUGAGUCUUUCAUGUCUGUCUUGGAGUCAGCUGGCAUCUUUAAAAAUGAGUGUGAUGACAGUGAAUUUUUAUGCAAACUGUCCAAGCUUAUAAAUGGCAUUGGUCUUGGUCUCAUUGCUAGUUGGCAAAAGUUGUCUAAAAAUGGUGUCUGUAAAAACUCUGAGACAACAUUAGCAGCUCUGGAAUCAAAGCUACCUUACAUGCUGAGGUUUCUGGGGGAUGAGGAUGAUGAUGUCUCAAGUGCUGUCAUUGAAUUUGCUACAGAGUAUAUUGCCAUGCUGAAGACCUUGCCAUCAAUGAAUGCCAGUCAGAAGAAAAAUAUGGAGGGUUUGCUUUUUACCAUCAUCAAGAAGCUAAAGUAUGAUGAGGGAUACCAGUUUGAGAAAGAGGGAGAGGAGGAGGCGGAGUUUCAGGAGUUCAGAAAACAAAUUCGAGUCAUUUUUAACAACAUUGCUAGCUUGGAUCCCCAGAUGAUCUUGGUAAAGAUCCAUGAGCUGGUAUGUCAAACACUGCCCAGAUGGGAGUCUCUAGACUUCAGAGAUGUGGAAGUGGCCAUCACACUCAUGUACAGCCUGGGAGAGGCCAUCCCUGCAUCACAUGGCCAGCAUUUCAGUGGAAACCCAGACAAGGCUUCAGCUCUACAGGGCAUGAUGAGAGUUCUGAUAACUAGUCAAGUCAGCAGACAGGGCCAUAUUGCUGUGUUGCUGCAGUUCUUUGAAACGGUUGUUCGUUAUGAUCGUUUCUUCGUCUGUGAACCUCAGCAUAUUCCUGACGUAUUGAUGGCUUUUCUGGAUGAAAGAGGAUUGCGUAAUGGUUCCUCUAAAGUCCGCAGUCGAGUCGCCUACUUGUUUUUGAGAUUUGUUAAAAGUACCAAUCUCUCCUGCCCCAGGACCCACCUGACCCCUUACCUGGAGGGGGUGUUGGAACAAAUGCAAGACCUGCUAACAGUCAACUCCCCAGACAACGGUCUCAGCCAUUCCCUGUCAGACAGUGACCAGCUGUUUAUAUACGAGACAGCCAGCACUCUGAUUGUGUCGAGCUCUUUGGAGCCAGAGAAAAAACAGAUUUUGCUGAAGCAGCUUUUGAUGCCUAUAGCUACCAAAUUUAAUGUGAUGCUGACUAGACUUACAAAAGAACCAGAUGAGAAGCGUCAACAAGCUUACGCUGAUUGCAUCCAUAAUGCUAUUGCAUUGGCCAGUCGUGCGAGUAAAGGUUUUUCUGGACAGCAAACAAUGAAGCAAUGUGGUUGUGUGUCAGCAUUUACAGAGCUCUUGUCAAUUUUCCUUGCUGCUCUUGAAGUCACCAACCAAAGGGCCUCACUACAGCAGGGCGUGCGCCAGUAUUUACAUAGAAUGGUUGUGUGUUUAGAAGAGGAAAUCAUGCCCUUCCUACCUGAGGCCAUGGAAAGAUUGCUGAAACAGCCAGAUGCUAGGGAGCUCUACGACUUCUUGCCUCUUGUUAACCAGAUUAUUAUGAAGUUUGGGGCCAACAUAUCACCCUUCCUCACUCAAGUUUUUAUGCCUUUGGUAAUGACAAUUUACCAAGUUUUAAGUGCCCCAUCUGACCACAAUGACCACUGUUCAGCGGAGGAAAAGAAGCUUCUACAGAGAGGCUACUUCUUGUUUCUGUCCACCAUUGUGUGCAACUGUGUGGAUGUGUUGAAGGCACAAGAACUACCCAACUUGACUCAGGUGCUCAUGUCACUUAUCCAUGGGGCAGUGGAGCUGCCUGAUCCUCAGAGCCAGAAAUGUUGUUUUUCUACAUUGAAGAAGCUGGUUGAAAUUUGGGGUGCUAACGAUACCUUACCUGGGUUUUCUGAGUUUAUUUACAAACAGAUUGUGCCUGCUUGUUUUUUGGCACCCAUGAAGCCAACCUUUGAUCUUGCUGAUGGACAGACAACUCUGGUCUUGGGUGAAUGUGCAUCUUGCAUGCAAGAGAUUUUACAGAAACGGGGUCAAGAGUUCUUGGAGUUUCUUAAAUCAGAUUUUUUCCCAUCUAAGGGAAUUAGUCAGGAAAAUGGUGUGGUGUACAUAGCAAACUUACAGACAGACAUCAAAACUUUCAGGUCAUGGUUAAAGAAAUUUUUCUUGCAAGCCAAAUCGUGACCUUAGGAAAAUGUAGAUGUAGAGUCAGUGAAUUUGUUCUAGAACCACACACAUGUACAUAAUUCAAUCUCUAUUCACUAGGUGUACAUUUGAUUCUUGCUUUAAACAAUGUUAUUUAAAUUUUACAAGUUGUCUCUUUGUUAUUCUAACUAGUGAUAACAUUCUGUGGUGUGAUUCAUGAGCUCAGCUAUGUUCAUAUGAUACGUUUUGUCAUUGUGUUUUCUGACUUGGUGAUCUGUGUAUGAUGUAUGAUGUGUGACUACAUUUACUAGCUUGGUGAUGUGUAUGAUGUAUGUUGUAUGUCUACAUUUACUGGCUUGAUGAUGUGUAACUACAUUUACUGGCUUGGUGAUGUAUGUUGUGUGACUACAUUCACGGCUUGGUGAUGUGUGUAUGAUGUAUGUUGUGUCACAUUUACUGGCUUGGUGAUGUGUGUAUGAUGUAUGUAUGUAUGUUGUGUCACUACAUUCUGGCUGGUGAUGUGUGUAUGAUGUGUGACUACAUUUACUGGCUUGGUGAUCUGUGUAUGAUGUAUGUAUGUUGUGUCACUACAUUCUGGCUUGUGAUGUGUGUAUGAUGUGUGACUACAUUUACUGGCUUGGUGAUGUUCGUAUGAUUUGUGACUAUACUUACUAGCUUGGUUAUGUGUGAACUAUAAAUAUGUUUGAAUGAUUUCUGGUGUAAUUUUUUAUCUAUCUACAGCGGCAGUUUCCAAACUGACUUUGGCAAAUAGUUUUACAACUAAUAACAUAAUGCCUAGAAUAGGUAAUUACACUUGCCUUCAAAGAAUUUGCUAUACCAUUGUUAAAUUUUGAUAUUUCCUUUAUUUAGUUUCAAAAUAGAUUGAUUAUGGGUGGUUGAUUCCUUUGAAAUUUAGACCCAGGUUAGGGGUCAUCCAUUUAUGACGUGCAUAAUGUUAAAAUUUUUUUUGACCCCCUGUCCCCCGAAAUCCACUUAAUUCCCUUUUAAAAGUCCAUCUUUUUUUUUCGGACCCCCCUCUGUGUGGACGUCAAAAAUGGAUGACCCCUUAUGGUUUGUACUAAUAACUAGAAGCAUUUGGAUAAGAAGGUUUUAGUUUUUCAUGGGAGAUGCAGUCACAAAAGUUUUGAAACUGCUGGUUUAGUUUAUUCAUCAGACAUGCAUUGCAAAAAAAAAUUGAUUAAGAAAAUGAAAUUCUUAUGUUUUUAUAAGAUGAAGGAAAAAUUUUAGUCUCAGAAGUUAGCCCAGUUAUGUUGAGGGCUAAGAUAACUCGUGACAAUUCAUCAAAUCUGGUUAAAAGGACUUAGUUAUAUUUUAUUACAUUUUUUUUUACUAGUAGUCAGAAAUUUUGUUUGUGCUUUUUCAUCAGUCACAUACCCCUAAUUUCUAUUUUUAAUGAAUACUUUUAUCUCAGAAUUCUUCCAUGUUUUUAAAUGCAGCAUUCAGUUGGAGUGCUGGUCUACUCAAGAGUCUAGGGUAGAUUUGUUUACACAUUGUUUCUAAUUAUGACUAAAAAGCUAUUUUCCCUCUUUUUAAAUGUACAGAACAGAAUUAUUUUAUCAAAAUUGUUUGAAGUAAAACAAUUGUAUUUUGUUACCCGUGAACAGUUUUUAACAAGUUGUUAAUAUGAUAAAAAGAAAGUUAUUUUAAAAAUGAUAAAUAGCAUCUUAUAGUGUUUAAAUACUCAAGCUACUGGGUGUGGGUUUUCCAGAGUUGCUGAUGUGAAUGACAGUACGACAACAUGACCUAUUUUUGCUGAUGUGAAUGACAUAUGUGCUACAUGGCCCAUAUUUCCAUGGUGAAUGAUACAAGUGCAAUAUGGCCCAGAUAUGCUGGUGAAUAAGUGCUAAAUAUGCUAGGUGAAUGACAGUAGGGCAACAUGGCCAUAUUUGUUGGGUGAAUGACAUAAGUGCUGAAUGGCCCAGAUAUGCAGGUGAAUGACAAGGGCAUUAUGGGCCAGAUUAGCAAGGUAAACAACUGAAGGGCUACCUUUUAUAAGAUGUGCUGUCAGUAUGGUCCUGGUACCAUUGAACACACAGGUAUUUUGUCUUAAAUGUGUGAGACAACAUGAUAAUGCAAUAUUUAUUUUUUGUUGCUCAAGACCUCCUCACAAGAGAUGAUUGUAGGCAAGUUUCCAUUGUUAAUUCACAGAUUGAGGCAACAAUCUUUCAGCUCUGUUUGCUACUUAAUAUUGCAAUAAUUUUGUCAUAAUCAAAGUGGAAUAAAAAGUUAUGUCCCAUGUCUCA
Physella acuta is the source of this 5204-nucleotide messenger RNA. Its product is annotated as exportin-T. Gene Ontology annotation, cellular component: nuclear matrix; cytoplasm; nuclear pore. Gene Ontology annotation, molecular function: small GTPase binding; tRNA binding. NCBI's taxonomy places the organism in Eukaryota, Metazoa, Mollusca, Gastropoda, Physidae. Gene Ontology annotation, biological process: tRNA re-export from nucleus. The record is from RefSeq and is a predicted model, not a curated record.